Bombina bombina (fire-bellied toad) is the source of this 2560-nucleotide messenger RNA. Its product is annotated as DET1 homolog. Gene Ontology annotation, cellular component: nucleus; cullin-RING ubiquitin ligase complex. Gene Ontology annotation, molecular function: ubiquitin-like ligase-substrate adaptor activity; ubiquitin protein ligase binding. The record is from RefSeq and is a predicted model, not a curated record. The transcript is spliced from 2 exons. Gene Ontology annotation, biological process: positive regulation of proteasomal ubiquitin-dependent protein catabolic process; protein ubiquitination. Bases 787 to 1947 code for a protein of 386 amino acids. NCBI's taxonomy places the organism in Eukaryota, Metazoa, Chordata, Amphibia, Anura, Bombinatoridae.
UCUUCCUGGUCGUAGCACAGUUUGAAUCGUUAGCUAGUAGCAGCGUUUUUAUAUGUUCCCUUUUUUCUUAAAGUUAUAACGCCUAUGACAGUUUUGUCGGGUUAUUAAACUACCUGAGCACUAUGUCAGGAGACCGUGCGGGAGGAAAAAUAAUUACUUCUCUUGAACAAAGUUGAUAGAAAAGCGCACUGCGUGACAACUGCAUGACAUACGACCCCCACUUAUAUACUAUCAGGACUCUGGGGGCCCUCACUGAAUUAAGCCAGGUGACGCUCCUAUUCACACACUUUUGUUGUCGCAGAGACUGUGUUGUUAAUGAAGCACUUAAACUGCAAUAUACAUCUUUAUUACACCUUGAUAAAAUAGGGCUAUUAGCAACACACAGGACUUAUAAAUUGUUCGUACUUUUUCCAAUGAGAAUUGUUGCAAAAUAUUCUGUAUAGCUAAAACUGACUAUGAUGCUGCCUACAUUUGGAUGCCUAGCUCUGUAGUAAUGGGAUUUGUUAGAGACUCCUGUGGUUUGGUGGCAGUGGAACAUGGUACAAAUGACCACAAAAUAUGAGUAUUGCCUUAUUGAUGAAUAGGGUAAAUGCUCUUUAAAUCUAGAGCUUAUGUAUACUCAUGAGCCUCUUGUUUACCUUAAAACUGUAACCGUAAGAAUGUAUACACUUUGGUCUGCCAGAAUUGGAUUUGUAGACUGUUUACAUUACAGUGAUUCUCAGCCAGUGUGUUUGAGACGCACUACUAAGAAUAAGGUUGGAGGAAAAACAUUUGUAAAAUGAAGUAAUGUUUAUGAUGGAUCAUGACGCUCCUACAAUCAGACCUCGAAGAAUUCAGAACCAAAAUGUUAUCCACAGACUUGAACGACGAAAGAUCUUUUCUGGGAAGCCUGGAUCCCAUUGGCAUCAAGUUCGUAUUUUCCAUCAGAAUGUCUUUCCUAAUUUCACAGUGGUUAAUGUGGAAAAGCCACCUUGCUUCUUACGGAAAUUCUCACCAGAUGGAAGAUAUUUUAUAGCAUUUUCCUCAGACCAAACCUCUUUGGAAAUCUAUGAAUAUCAAGGUUGUCAGGCCGCUGAGGAUCUCUUGCAUGGCUAUGAAGGAGAAAUCUUGUCUAGCUCAAAUGAUCAGCGGUCUGUGAAUAUUCGUGGACGGCUCUUUGAGCGUUUCUUUGCACUGCUCCACAUCACCAAUGUGGCUUCCAAUGGAGAACACUUAAAUCGCGAGUGCAGUUUAUUUACAGAUGACUGUCGUUAUGUUAUUGUUGGCUCUGCUGUAUAUAUUCCUGAGGAACCUUAUCCACCUUUUUAUGAAAUCUACCGUAAUAGUGAGUCUGUAACUCCAAACCCAAGAUCCCCUCUGGAAGAUUACUCUUUGCACAUCAUUGACCUUCAUACUGGCAAACUCUGUGACUCAAGGACCUUUAAAUGUGACAAAAUUAUACUCUCUCACAACCAAGGACUUUACUUAUACAAAAAUAUUCUGGCAAUUCUGUCUGUACAGCAACAAACUAUUCAUGUUUUUCAAGUAACUCCAGAAGGUACUUUUAUUGAUGUUCGGACAAUUGGUAGAUUCUGUUAUGAAGACGAUCUCUUAAUAUUAUCAGCUGUUUACCCUGAAGUACAACGAGAAACUCAAACAGGAAUGGCAAAUUUAUACAAAGAACCUUUCAUAAACUCUCUGAAGCACAGGCUGCUGGUAUAUUUAUGGAGAAGAGCAGAGUGGGAUGGAAGUGCUAUAGCAAAAAGACGUUUCUUCCAAUAUUUUGACCAGCUCAGACAGUUGCGAAUGUGGAAAAUGCAGCUUUUGGAUGAAAAUCAUCUUUUUAUUAAGUACACUAGCGAGGAUGUGGUUACUCUCCGAGUCAACGAUCCAUCACAGGUACAGGUAUAUAGAAAUUAUAUAUAUAUUUCUCUAAAUUUGUGUUCUUACAAUUUGUGUCUCUUUUAAUUGGUUAUUUAUUUUAAGUGAUUAAUUUAUAUACUAGAUUGGUUUUUCUAGCUAAUAUUUAAAGGGACAGGAAACCCCAAAAUUUUCUUUCACAAUUCGGGUGGAACAUACAAUUUCAAAUAACUUUCUAAUUUCCAUCUAUUAUCACAUUUGCUUCAUUCUCUUGUUAUCCAUUGCUGAAGAAACAGCAUUGCAUUCCUGGCAGCUAGCUGAACACAUCUAGUUGUCCAAUCACACGAGACAAAUGUGUACAGGCACCAAUAAGCAGCUAAGUCCCACUAGUGUAGGAUAUGUGUGUAUUCUUUUUCAACAAAGCACAUUUGAAAAUAGAAGUGCAUUUAAAAGUGUCCUAAAAUAACAUUCUCUAUUUGAAUCAUGCAAGUUUUAAUUUUGACUUUCCUAUCCCUUUUAAAGCACUUUUAAAUUAAUACAUGUUAAAAUAAUCUGUUCUUACUUUGUGCUGAAGUGUGUGACAUACAAAACUAACAUACAGUGAACUUGAUCAGUGGUGCUGUAAUUGGUUUUCUAUUCAGUAUAUACAACUUGACAAGAUAUUUUCUGGUCUGUUAAAGGGACUAUGAACCCAAAAUUUUUCUUUUGUGAUUCAGAUAGA